This is a messenger RNA of Aspergillus niger, 279 nucleotides long. RefSeq lists its product as hypothetical. Lineage: Eukaryota; Fungi; Ascomycota; Eurotiomycetes; Eurotiales; Aspergillaceae. Bases 1 to 279 code for a protein of 92 amino acids. The record is from RefSeq and is a predicted model, not a curated record. The transcript has 6 exons.
AUGUCGCUCAUAUCAUGUUCUCAAACCAUCGAGUACUUCCUCAUCGACAAGAACUUCUUAGUCGCCCCUCGUUGCCUUGCCAUAGAUCAAAGGAACAGGGAAAUUGAUAUAAAAUGGCAUUUGGGUUGGUUAUCAUACUCGAGCAAAGAUACUAGAUCACUACCAGAUACGACUACGUCAAUCUUUGGAAUGAAAUGCCAGAGUUAUCAUUGCAAUCAUCCUAAGUCUACUAUAGUGAUGCAAGUAACGAUUUAUAUGAUGGUUCAUUAUUCAUUUUAA